This is a messenger RNA of Triticum turgidum subsp. durum (durum wheat), 870 nucleotides long. The record is from the annotation of a GenBank genome assembly. Lineage: Eukaryota; Viridiplantae; Streptophyta; Magnoliopsida; Poales; Poaceae.
AUGGAGAAGUACGAGCCGGUCCGGGAGAUCGGGUCCGGCAACUUCGGGGUGGCCAAGCUGAUGCGCAACCGGGACACGCGCGAGCUCGUCGCCAUGAAGUUCAUCGAGCGAGGAUACAGGAUCGACGAGAACGUGUUCCGGGAGAUCGUGAACCACCGGUCGCUGCGGCACCCCAACAUCAUCCGUUUCAAGGAGGUGGUCCUCACGCCCACGCACCUGGGCAUCGUCAUGGAGUACGCCGCCGGCGGCGAGCUCUUCGAGCGCAUCUGCGACGCCGGCCGCUUCCACGAGGACGAGGCGCGCUACUUCUUCCAGCAGCUCGUCUGCGGCGUCAGCUUCUGCCACGCCAUGCAGAUCUGCCACCGCGACCUCAAGCUCGAGAACACCCUCCUCGACGGCAGCCCCGCGCCGCGACUCAAGAUCUGCGACUUCGGAUACUCAAAGUCGUCGGUGCUCCACUCGCGGCCCAAGUCGACGGUGGGCACGCCGGCGUACAUCGCGCCGGAGGUGCUCUCGCGGCGGGAGUACGACGGGAAGCACGCGGACGUGUGGUCGUGCGGGGUGACGCUCUACGUGAUGCUCGUCGGCGGCUACCCGUUCGAGGACACCAAGGACCCCAAGAACUUCCGCAAGACCAUCGCGCGGAUCAUGUCGGUGCAGUACAAGAUCCCCGAGUACGUGCACGUCUCGCAGACCUGCCGCCACCUGCUCUCCCGCAUCUUCGUCGCCGACCCGCGCAAGCGCAUCACCAUGGCCGAGAUCAAGGCGCACCCCUGGUUCCUCAAGAACCUGCCGCGGGAGCUCAAGGAGGAGGCGCAGCAGGCCUACUACAACCGCCGGCACGUCGACGUCGCUCCCUCGAGAUCAUGA